AUGAAGAGUGAACAGUUUCUCUAUGUUUUAGUGUUUUUCUCGGGGCUUGCUGUGGAGUCGUCGUUUUGUCAAAAUCUCGGUAGUCAAUUGAGUAGGAGUUCCAAAGAUCCACCUGUUCCAUGCCAGAAUCAUUUGGAUCAAUUUGAAAGAAAGUCUAAGGAUUUCACAACAAUAAUCCUUAAGAAUGCGGUUCCUGUUACUUACUGCACAAAAUCCGUUGAUGAUUAUUUAGCAUUUGAGCAAUCAUAUAAGAAUCUCACAGAAUCCCAGGACAAGAACAAUGUCUCUUGCCGGAGUCUCUACUUCAAUGUAGAUCGACUGGGAGUAGUAGAGACAAUGUAUACUAACCUCCAGCGGGUUUGGAAGAUGGGAUUCUGUGAUGAUUGCUACUCAAACACAAGCACAUCCACCCUCUCAAACACCACCAAUGAUUUCUUCUACUACUGGAAGGAAAUCAAUGAUUGCAUCACCAACUCGAGUCAGUCUGAUCCCUGUCUCAAAUGCAUGAGUCACUAUCAGAAGCUCAAUAGCUUCUUCGAUGGUAUCAAAAAGGAGAAAGGCGAUCAGAUCUGCUUCGAUCUCCAGGAUGCCAUGAAUCGCACAAGAAUUCUCUGGUCAGUCAAGCUCAAUUGUUGCCGAGACCGAGCUCCAUCGAUGCUCUCCUUCACGAUCAUAAGUGCCAUUGUAGGACUUCUUCCCGGAAUCUUCUACAUAGCCUUCUACUUCUGGAGACGUCACCAAGAUCGUUUCGAUUUCCUUUCAGACACCAACUCCCCCCUACCCGAACCGCUAAUCCCCGAGAACUCCCCCCUCCAGAAUCUACCCGAGAAUGAAGAUGAACCUGGCCCAUCUGGGGCAACUGCAUCAGUUCUUCCAAGGUCCACAGGGGCAAUAAAAAAAGAAAAAACAGCAACUGCCGAUGAGUCAGACGAUGACUUGAUCGAUUGCAAUGAAAAAUGAGCAAUUUGCAUUUGUUUUUUUUUAUAUUUCGAACUAAAAUACAAAGCAGGAGAUUUUAUUCUCUUCCUUGAUUCACUACAAUUAACACAUUGCUGGAUGUUCUUGUAAGAAUUUGAAAUUUUAUUUUAUUUUUUUUAGCAAAUAUACCAAUGAAAUUCUUUCUAAAAUAUUUAAAAAUUUCACAUUGAUUCCCAUCGAGAAUGUAAUUCUGUCUUUUUUUUUAAUCGUGUUUAUUACUAAAUGACUAGAUAUGUUAAUAUAACAUUAAAAUUCUUGUCUUCAAUCUAGCCCCUCUUUGGCUCUUGUCCUUUUAUUUUAUUUUUACACAUAAAACAUUUAUUUAUUUUCACUGUAUACUGAAGUAUAUAUUGAUAAAAAUAUUUUCUUUCAUUUAAAAAAAUGGCACUCAAACUUGCACCAUCAAAAUAUUGCAGAAUUGUCUCAGAAAAGAAGACUUUAAUAACCUUGUUUCUUCAAAAUUAUUGCAAAGGGACAAAAAUAAGUCAAAAAAAAAAUAUGACGUUUUAAUUAAUAGAUUUAUAAACUAAAAAAAAAUGAGUAUUGUGUUUUAUCCGAUAAGUUAUUUAAGUUCGUAUUAUAAUUUGUAAUAUUCUAAAUAUUUGUGAAUAAAGAUGAUCUUUCGCCAAAA
This is a messenger RNA of Phlebotomus papatasi, 1609 nucleotides long. RefSeq names its product osteopetrosis-associated transmembrane protein 1. The transcript is spliced from 2 exons. The record is from RefSeq and is a predicted model, not a curated record. The coding region runs from base 1 to 960 and encodes 319 amino acids. Gene Ontology annotation, cellular component: cytosol. Lineage: Eukaryota; Metazoa; Arthropoda; Insecta; Diptera; Psychodidae.